AUGCACCUGCAAGUGCUGAAAGAGCUGGCCAAUGUCAUGGAGGGAUCUUUGAAAAGCCUGGGCAGCCUCGUGCUGGAGCUGGUGGGCUUCGUUGUGUUUCUGAGGUACCAGAUUUAUUAUGAUUACCCUCUGCAGUCAUACCUGGAAUAUCCCAUCAUCAUCGCACAAGAUAUCAUUCUCCUUUUGCUUAUUCUGCAUUUCAGUGGAAACAUGAAACAAGCUUUGCUUUAUGCAGUCACGUUCUGGGGGGGCUGGUACAUGCUAACGCUGCGGAGGUGGAUCAUAGACCUGGCCAUGAACUUGUGCACACUCAUCAGUGCAGCGAGUAAGCUCGCUCAGCUGCGGUGCCUGUGGCAGACCAGAGAUUCCGGACAAGUGAGCGCCUUGACCUGGAGCAUGUCUGCGUACACCUGUGCAACAAGAAUAUUUACAACUGUAAUGACUACGAAUGAUCUGAUAGUUCUCAUCCGUUUCAUAACCAUGCUCAUUCUCAAUAUUUGGGUCACGGCCACAAUCCUGCGCUACAGGAGAACUAAAAAGACCGAUUAGAAGAUGCUCAUCAGCAUACAACGUGAAAAGAAAAAAAGGGAAAAGGAAACUGAUAUGGUUAAACAGCAGAAAAAAGCUGAGGAAAAGUUGAAAGGGGAGAUUUAAUCUGGACAUAGGGGAAAAGGUGUUUCACCAUUAGGGUGGUGAGGCACUGGCACAGGUUGCUCAGAGAGGUGGUGGGUGCCCCAUCUUUGGAGACACCCAAGGUCAGGCUGGAGGGGCUCUGAGCAGCUGGUGGAGCUGUGGGUGUCCCUGUUCAUUGCAGGGAGUGGAACCAGAUGGCUUUCAAGGCUUCUUUCCAACUCAGACGAUUCUGAUUCUAUGAAGCGCUCUCUCUUAAGCCUAGUAUUUGUCUCUAGAAAGAUUUAGUGCAGUUCUGCUUAUUUUCUCAUAGAAAUAAUUCUGAUAUGAUACUUAAUUUAGGCAGCACACUUUUAUUAGUUAUUUGUGACAGGUUUCCCUGAUGACACUUUUUCUCUGGAUCUUUUUUAGUAAAUGAACAAGGUAUUUGUAUUUAGACAUCUGUAUGUUUUCAUAUCACUUCAGUACUUUCUGGUUACGUAUUAGCAGUUAUUUUCUUCAAUUCUACAAAUUAUACAAGAGAACUUUUUGGCAGCAUAUCUGCUCUUCUGUCUACAUCUGCUGCCAAUUUGAAAAUGUCAGGUGCCUCUUUUUCUUGCAAGCAACUCAAAUAGUCAGACAUUAAGUACCUGUAUUUUAGCAUAGAGAAGAUUGAGUAAAGGCCCAAAUCAGAAUAUAUUUCUAAAUGAGUUUAACAGUCAGGGACCAGCUGGGACUGCAGCACUGCACGCAGCACUUGAGCAGUACAUUCACACAGCUGAUACAGGAUAUCUGUAGUCACUUCCAUACAGGCAGUUUUUAUGAUGAUAAGAACAAAAACAACUGUGUUCUUCUUUCUCAACCUGAGCUCUCCAUCACUGAACACACUGUUUUGGGAACAGCAGUAACUGGAAGGUACGGAGAUUAAUGAGACUUUGAGAGUUAAUUCUGUUCCAAGAGAGGCUCUUGCAGUGAUGCCCAGUCUCCAUGUGCAAUCUGUACUGACUGUAGCCCAUCUAUGCACUGUGAUGCAUUAAAGCAAACCUGUCUACAAUGGUUAUCAGGCUUUGAUGAUGGUACAGUAUGCUUUAUUACUUUUUAACCUGUCCUGAAGAAUUUAUAGACUGAAGUUGAAUUUUUACUAUGGAGAUUCCAACCGGUUUUAGUAGGUAUAUUUAAAAAGGGAAAAAGAUGUUCUUAAAAACUUUUAGCAGGGGAUUUUACUUUCAGAAGAGGUACUUUUCCAACCCGAAGUUAGAGCAGGUACCAUAGAGAAUACAAUAACCACUGAUUUCUCAAUGCGUUCUCCAAAAUGAAUAGAUAUACCUUUUCAGUAGAGUCUUACACUGUUGCUGCUGAUGGGCAUGCUGAAAACAAGGCGCUCGUGAUCCUGGCAGGCUUGCAAACUAUGGGAAGACACAUUGAGUACAUUUGAGUCAGGUUUUCCUUGCAAUGUCCUGAAUCAUUGGGAUGUUACAGAGCAGUGGGAUCUGCAAAAGCAGAUCUUUCUGCCAGCAGUCAUACAGCAAGCAGAGACCUUCGCUGUCUGAAACAAAGCUGCUUUGUCAGCUCUGAUUCUGGGGAGGGAAAGGGUGGAAGGAGGAAUGUCUGUGGACAUAUGCUAUUGGGUAUCUCACGUUAUUGAGAGAAAAUUAAAACAUGAGGCUUUUUUACUGCUUCAGUAAAGAAUGCUCAGAAGUUUCUCUGUUGGUGGAGAGAGUAAUUGUAAAUAUUCUACUGAUUUUACUGAAGCUAUCUGAAAUGUCUAAGUAAUUUGGUGGCAAGUGGCAUGUAAUACGUUUUCCAGGUCAUAUUAAUAAAUGCUAUUCUUCAUGAUUGAUUAAUGUCA
Meleagris gallopavo (turkey) is the source of this 2458-nucleotide messenger RNA. It is a transcript of the gene SLC66A3, whose product is annotated as solute carrier family 66 member 3. NCBI's taxonomy places the organism in Eukaryota, Metazoa, Chordata, Aves, Galliformes, Phasianidae. The record is from RefSeq and is a predicted model, not a curated record.